Molecule: messenger RNA, 1843 nt
Organism: Oppiella nova
Lineage: Eukaryota; Metazoa; Arthropoda; Arachnida; Sarcoptiformes; Oppiidae
Source: the annotation of a GenBank genome assembly
AUGGACGUAGUCGGUGCGAGUUUUUACGGGAUAAACAUCGACUCACUAAACAACCCUGGUCAACCGAUUGAACGGUACUUGAAGCGCAUAUUUGGCGCUGACGGCACCAUUGGCCAGGCCAUGUCAUUAAUAGCCCCAACGGUGGCCAAGUGGUUGGGACUCGAGUUUUUCGACACCGAGUCGACCGCUUAUUUCGAUGCCCUAACCGAUCGUAUAUUAAGUGAACGGAAACACAAUAAUAAGUAUACAAACAGUCGGCGAACGGAUUUCGUGCAACUGAUGAUCGACUCCGAGAAGUCUAAUCGGGAUUUGGGUUACGACUCGAGUAGUGAUGUAGACCCCACUCCCGAAGGGGAGUCCCAAACCGCGGGUCAACCCAAGGGUAGCCUAACUCCCGAUGAAACAAUAGCCCACGGAAUGUCGCUAUUAAUAGCUGGCUACGAAACUUCCAGUUCCACCAUGAUUCAUUCAAUAUUUUAUUUGUCAACCAACAUGGACUGCCAAACCCGAUUGUUUGAGGAGUUAAGCACUUGUACCGAGUUCACCAACGACACCACGGUGCAUUUAAAAUAUUUAAACGCGGUGAUCAACGAGACAUUACGACUCGCUCCACCCCUGACCGUUUACCAUCGUGUGUGCCGUCAAGACUACAAAUUGGGAGAUACGGGCAUAAUAAUACCUAAGGGUACGUUAGUAGAGAUAUUUCCGCACGCUUUACACCGGGACCCGGACUACUGGCCCAACCCCGACGAUUUCAUACCCGACCGGUGGUUCGAGCCCACGCACCAUCCCCACGCCUACAUACCAUUUGGCGGCGGCCCUCGUGUUUGUAUCGGUCAACGGUUUGCCAUGAAUGAGAUGCGAAUGUGCCUGGCUAAGUUAUUUAGUAAAUAUGAAUUUACACUGGCACAACCUAAUGUUUUGGAUCAACACUUAGCCCUUAGUAAUCCUAAUAGUGAUGAGUGCGCGAGUGGUUGGUCACCAUAUUUGGACCAAAAGUGUUUCAUAGCGUUGGAAACGGUUGGCACGGAAUCGGAAGCGGAGGCCAAGUGUUCACAAUUGGAUCCGACGGCCACUUUGGUUACCAUACAUACGGUUCAGGAGGAGGAAUGGCUCACAAACUACUUGAAAGGUUUUGCACACAUUUCGGAGUACGUGUGGAUUGGCCUCAAAUGGUCGGGAAAGGGGUUCGUAUGGGUCGACAACAGCCCCUUAGAUUAUAAGAGUUGGGGAAAGGAUGCCGUACUGGACGGCAGCCUAUUGUGCGCCGACUUCUCCAUAAGCACCUAUACGUUGGGGAACUGGACCGACAAUUUGUCUAAGAUUAGCAUCCUGGAAAAACAGACAGUUCCCGUGGGUUUCAUAUAUACACAAUUGCCAAACAUGUCGGCUCCGGUAGAUUUAUGGCAAACCAUGAAAUGGGAUGACGUGACCGCACAAUAUGCCGGAUUAUUUUUCCGAGCCGAUGGUGGGACCGCUGCCAAGUUUGGUGACAUUCAACCGGCUAAUUAUUCAGCUAUUUCCACAGUUAGUAAUAUGUACGAGGUCAAUACGGGUACAGUGACCGAUGGCCGGUGCAAAGGGGACGUGUUUUUCUCAUCCAAUGCCUAUGUGGCUGAUGACCAGUACGGGUGCUCCGGUGGUAAAGGGUCGGCAUCUUUCACCAUAGACUACAUCUAUGGGCAUAUAACCGGAACCAAGUGCCCGUCCACCUGCACCCUGGACACCGGGUUCAUUAAGCUUAACCCACCUAUCUCAAAUAAUUGAUUUGUUUAAAUAAUGUUAUUAAAAAUUUUUAUUAAUUAAUGUAUUAAAUUGACAAAUAAAUUAUUUUAUCAUACAA